Molecule: messenger RNA, 561 nt
Organism: Linum tenue
Lineage: Eukaryota; Viridiplantae; Streptophyta; Magnoliopsida; Malpighiales; Linaceae
Source: the annotation of a GenBank genome assembly
AUGAGAACCCUUAUUUCUUCUUCACCUACCCUUCCAUCAUCUCUAAGCACCCUAUCGAUUUGCGGUUGUCAGCCUUUGGAGAGACUGCCAAACCUUGCGAAUCUAAGUAACUUGAUGACAUUAUAUUUGAGUCAUAUUGGGGUGUGCGAGAUCCCCGACCUGGGAGAGUUGAGAAUGCUCGAGAAGUUCCACUUAAUGGACGCUUCAAAUCUGAUCAAUCUCGAUGGUCUCGCACAUCUAGAGCUUCUGGAGGAACUGAGUGUGAAUGGUUGUGAUGUACUGAGAAAACUACCCAGCCUCUCAAAUUUGACCAAGUUACGGGAGCUCAAGAUCAUUGAUUGCCCAUUCCUCUCUGAGAUCCAAGGGCUUGGUGAACUGGAGGAUUUAUCGUUUCUACUGAUCAAGGGAUGUAAUCAGCUGACUGGGGUAACGGGGCUUGAUAAAUUGGAGUCAUUGCAACAAUUGAUGAUUACAGAUUGUGCGGUGAUUAAGAAGCUGCCUGUUCUAUCUGCUUUAAAGCACUCGUGGAAGUUGAGAAUUACGGGUGCAAUGGCCGACUGA